Molecule: messenger RNA, 2714 nt
Organism: Carcharodon carcharias (great white shark)
Lineage: Eukaryota; Metazoa; Chordata; Chondrichthyes; Lamniformes; Lamnidae
Product: Wilms tumor protein homolog
Exons: 8
Coding region: 249-1430 (393 amino acids)
Biological process (GO): regulation of transcription by RNA polymerase II; negative regulation of apoptotic process; negative regulation of cell population proliferation
Cellular component (GO): nucleus
Molecular function (GO): DNA-binding transcription factor activity, RNA polymerase II-specific; RNA polymerase II cis-regulatory region sequence-specific DNA binding
Source: RefSeq, a predicted model, not a curated record
UGUGCCAUCGUGUUGCCGCUGCUACAACACGCACAUCUCGCCAUCCCAUCAUUUGACAGUCUCAAAACAAUAAUCCUUCAGAUCUCUCCGUUGCGAAGAGUCUGGAAGUUUGACCAGCAGAGGAGACUCAGGCACCAGCCCUUGGGAAUAUUGUACCGGAGGGGCGGAGGGUGGAACCGAUUCAGUUAGACGGGAGAAAAAGAAAUAAAACGAUUGAUUCGUUCUGGUUGAAAGAGUGUGCGGAUACCAUGGGUUCCGACGUGCGGGACCUGAACGCCUUGCUGCCGGCAGUCUCCACUCUGACCCCGGGGAACAGCAGCUGUACCAUGCCGGUGAGCAGCGCUCCCCAAUGGGCUCCGGUGCUGGACUUUCACCCAGGGGCUUCUUACAGCGCUCCGAUCGGCCACCCGUCUUUCAUCAAGCAAGAGCCGAGCUGGAGCGCCACCGAGCCACACGACGAGCACUGUCUCAGCGCUUUUACCGUCCACUUCUCCGGCCAGUUCACCGGCACGGCUGGGGCUUGUCGGUACGGAGCGUUCGGGGCUCCUCCGCCCAGUCAAGCGCCUCCGAGCCAGGCGAGAAUGUUCACCAACGGCGGCUACCUCAACCACUGCAUGGACACACAACCAGCAGCCAGGAACCAGGGUUACAGCGCUGUGACUUUCGAUGGGACUCCAGGUUAUGGUCACACUCCCAGCCAUCACACUCCCCAGUUCUCGAAUCACGCCUUCAAACAUGAAGACCCCAUCAACCAACAGAGCAGUAUAGGAGAGCAGCAGUACACAGUCCCUCCGCCAGUGUAUGGCUGCCACAAUUCUACAGACAGUUGUGCUGGGAGUCAGGCCCUGCUGUUAAGAUCCCCAUAUAACAGCCACACAACAGGUUACGAGACUGACAAUCACAAUGCUCCAAUGUUGUACAGCUGCAGCACGCAGUACAGAAUACAUACGCACGGGGUGUUCAGAGGGCUUCAGGAUGUUCGGAGGGUCCCGGGAGUGGCACCCACUAUUGUCAGAGCAAAUACAGAAGCCAACGAAAAGCGUCCAUUCAUGUGUCCCUACCCUGGGUGUAACAAACGCUACUUCAAGCUCUCUCACCUUCAGAUGCAUAGCAGAAAACAUACAGGUGAGAAGCCAUAUCAGUGCGAUUUCAAGGACUGUGGCCGUCGAUUCUCCCGUUCAGAUCAACUCAAGCGACACCAGAGAAGACACACUGGCGUAAAGCCAUUCCAGUGUAAAACAUGUCAACGUAAAUUCUCCCGCUCCGACCACUUAAAGACCCACACUCGAACUCAUACAGGUAAAACAAGUGAAAAGCCCUUUAGCUGUAGGUGGCCAAACUGUCAGAAGAAGUUUGCCAGGUCCGAUGAACUGGUUCGCCACCAUAACAUGCACCAGAGAAACCUGACCAAGCUUCAGCUCACUCUCUAAAAGGUGAACAGGACCACAACGAGUUCAAAGAAAAGGUGAUGACACACACUGCUGGGGAAGUCUGCUUUCUUCUCUUCACCCCUGCUCUAAAUGUUCAGCAGCUCACAGGUUAACGGGACAGAAUCAAUACCCACAUUUCUAUGCCUACCUGAUGCGUGCACCACAAUUGCAGUUGCAUUACACCUUUUCUUCCCAUUCGUUGUCUGAGUCAGGGUUGCCAACUCUGCUUGGAUGUAUUUCUGGAGGUUUCGUCACCUCUCACUUCCCAACUACAAACCUCACUCAACCCCCGACCAAACGGCCUCCUUAUUUCCCUCUUCCACCUCCAAUACUGCUUACCACUAAAAAAACAGAAGUGUUGAGUGAAAACAAAGAAAACACACACUUUCUGUAGUGUCCCCUACGAUUUAAAUCCUGAGCUCUUUAGAGCAGGGUCCAAGAAAUUCUUGGAAGCACCAGGACAAUCUUGGAGGGUUGGCAACCUUGGUCUGAGUGCGUAAGAAGAGGUGAAUUCAAAGCAUGUGGCCAUUGUUUAUGGAAAUCAGUGACAUAACACUCAUAUAGGGCUGUGGUGGUACUCGCUGAGUCACUAUGCUUGUGCUGUAUGAUAGUAUAGCAAUACACCACAACUCCUUUGUAAAUAUUGUGUAUAUAAGGACCUGUUGGAAUUGAAUACUACUGUAUUUCGUUUGUAUUUUCAAAAAAAAUGGAAAUCCAAAUGUAUAACCAUGUAACAUGCAGUCACUGAAAAUAAGUUAAAAAUGGCAGACAUGCAGGUGGGCAUUUAAUCUAUCAGGUUAACUUUUAUUUUAGACCCUACAGUAGAUUCACAGAGGAACGAUUAGAUGGGAUAAUGAUGUUGUUUAUUCAUUUGAAGUGUACUUUAACCAGAUUAUAUUAAGGGAGAGGUGAGGUUAACCAGCAACACUUUACAAAGACUCUGUUUCGAAAUUGUACACGAUGUACCGAAAGGCCAUGCUGGCUAUGUGGCUGAUUAGUUGUAAUGUUAACAGACAUAGUUAAAAGAAAGAAGGCUGGUCCACAACUACCAUUAACCAUUCCUCUUGAAAAUAAGUAACUUAAUGACUUUCAGAAAUCUUCAAGUAUAAUAUGUGAAGAAAUCUUUUUAGUGUAAUGGAUUGUACUGUACCCAAUGUUUCUUUGUUCAUCUAUUUACUGCUACCAGCUGGAAAUUAUUAUGUAUAUAUCUGAUAAUGUAUUGCUGUUCCCAAAAAUAGGAGGGUUAUUAAAAGUAGAGAAUAAACAGAAGAAAUAGGUACUUCA